GUUACAUGGCACAUUGCAGUCCAAGGGCAAUGCAUAGGAAACUAAUUUCUCUUCUCCUCUGACAGUGUGGGCUGUUUGUUUGUUUAUCUGCUGAAACGUGAUGAUGAAGCCUGUGUUGGUGGUGCAUGGCGGCGCGUGGGCCAUCCCCGACAUGUUGGCUGAGGCAUCCGUGCGUGGACUGAAAGCUGCUGCUCGGGCAGGGAAAGACAUUCUAAAAUGCAGGGGGUGUGCACUGGAUGCUGUUGAAGUGGCCGUGAAAGUGAUGGGCAAUCUAGUCUUUGAUGCAGGUCAUGGCGCUGUUCUGAAUACCGAUGGAGAAGUGGAUCUGGACGCCAUCAUCAUGGAGGGAAAAUCAUUGAGUGCUGGGGCUGUUUCUUCAGUUAGAAACAUUGCUAACCCUGUUAGAAUGCUGAGAUGGAAAAGGUGCAUGGACAAGACCGAGCAUAUCAUGUUGACAGGUCGAGGAUCGAAUCUGUUUGUAGAGAGCAUCAGUAUUCCUACAGUUCCUGCACAGGCUUUGGUGACUGAGGACGAGAGGAAAGAGUGGCAGCACAACAAGAAGUACACUGUCGGUGUCAGAGAGCUUUUUAACUCACAGUGUGGCUAUGACAUAGUUGGAGCAGUGGCUCUGUGUGUAUUUGGGAAUGUUGCCUGUGCAACUUCGACUGGAGAAAUCCAGAACAAAAUGGUGGAAAGAGUUGGAGAUUCUCCUUUCAUUGACUCAGGUGGAUAUACAGACAAUAGAAGUGGUGCUGUGUCCUGCACUGGCCAUGGCGAAUCUAUUCUGAAAGUCACCUUGGCCAGGCUAAUCCUCUUUCACAUGGAACAAGGGAAAUCCGUUCCGUACUAUGAAGCAGCUGAUUCCUCGCUGCAGUAUAUGGCUGAGCGUGUCCAGGGGGGUGAAGGAGCCAUAGUCGUUUUUCCCACCGGAGACUGGAGUGCAAUAUUCACCACUGAGCGCAUGGCCUGGGCUGCCUUCAAGGGCGAAGGUCUCUACCACGGUUUAAACCAGAAAGAAAUGUUUGAGGAAACGUUGAAUUGAUAAUUUAGA
Molecule: messenger RNA, 1051 nt
Organism: Silurus meridionalis
Lineage: Eukaryota; Metazoa; Chordata; Actinopteri; Siluriformes; Siluridae
Product: isoaspartyl peptidase/L-asparaginase
Molecular function (GO): asparaginase activity
Source: RefSeq, a predicted model, not a curated record